AAGCAAUCGACCAUCAACCAUCUUAUCACGAUUCUCGAUCAUCCAUUCUCGAUUCUCGAUUCUCAAUGCCAUCGAUUCCUAAACUAUUCUCAUUGGGACAUCAAAUCAAUCGUAGAAAACCUUUUCAAAUAAUCAUGAAAUCUUAUAGAUUAUCAAACCUUUUGAAUUUAUUGAAUCUUAAUCAAAAUCAAAUCUCUCUUCCUCAAGAACGUAGAUUACCUAUUAGGAUACGUCCUGUCUUUUUACUUCUUACUUUAUUUACUAUUAUUAUCUUGACUUUGGUUGGGUUUAAUCCAGCUUUAAAUGCUUGGGUUUUAUUUCCUAAAAAACUUUUCCAUUUUAUUUCAUUUACGAUUGUCACUGGAUUGUUUUAUUCGAUUUUAGAUGUUGAUCAAUCUUCUCAAUUGAUUUGGUAUUGGAAACAUUUUAAUUCGAUUUGUACUACUACCAUUUGUUUUUUGUUAGGUGGGAUUGGGUCUGAACUUAUUCAAGUUUUCUUACCAUGGAAAGUCUUUUCUUGGGGAGACUUAUUAGCAAAUGAAGCAGGUUGUUUAGUAGGAUACCAUUUAUCUAGAUCUCUACAUAAACAAUACCAACACAAACGUGAAUUAGCAUCUCUUUAUCAACCAUUAGUAAAUGAAAGUGGAAUGUUAGAUGAAGAUGAAGAAGAAGAUGAAGAAGAUCCAGGUGAUCUGGCUAAAUCUGGUUUCGGAUCUCAUCCUGGUCUUGGAAAUGUUUGGUCAGAUAAUUUGGAUGAGAGUCAUGAAUAUUUUAGGUUUGAGGAUGAUGAUGAUGAUCGACAUUGAUUAAGUUUGUGUCUCUGUUGUUAUUGGGACUUGCUAAAAAAUGCUGAUUUCCAGUUUGGAAUAUCAUCUAUGAAGAAUGAAGUCUUUACUUUCGAUUCGAUCAUUCCAACGAUUCAUCAACUUAUCAAGCUUUACUGUGAUAAAGGACGCUGAAGAAAGUACUUGAUCGGAAACACUGAACAGAUUUCAGUAUCCCUCUUCGCUUUGUAAAUAUCUAGCUUCUCUCGUACAAACAGAAGCUUUAGCUUCUAUUGUACAGAUCUUUAAUUGAAGUAUGGACCUACAUAGAUCCUCCAAUCUAUCAAAACAUUUUUCUUUGAAUUAUCUUUCUAGUGUUGUAAAUUGUUUAUAAUGGAUCAAAACAAAUGGUUUCUAGAACU
This is a messenger RNA of Melampsora larici-populina 98AG31, 1186 nucleotides long. RefSeq lists its product as uncharacterized. The transcript is spliced from 5 exons. The record is from RefSeq and is a predicted model, not a curated record. Lineage: Eukaryota; Fungi; Basidiomycota; Pucciniomycetes; Pucciniales; Melampsoraceae. Bases 135 to 806 code for a protein of 223 amino acids.